AUGCCGAAGUCUGGAGGGACCACUACAGUAGGAAUGGCCGCCGUUAGCUCUGAUGACUCGCUCAAAGCGAGAAUCCAGUAUCUUGCCAGAGACGACCAGCACCAGUUGGUGAAACCAUAUUAUUUGUACUUCAAGUACGACUCCGAUAUCGCUCCAACAAACACAUCCCCUGAUGAUCGGUUUGUCCAAAUCUGUAAUGCUCGGAAUCUGGGCGUUCCGCCGAGAGAGAUGUUCUUCGAGUGGGGGUUCGCUCAGCUGCGUCUUGAUUGUCCUUUGACACCUGAGGAGUAUUGCUAUGACAAGAAAGUGGAAGAAGUCCUGUAUCCCAAAUACAAAACGAUUGCCCAGUUUUUGUUCCCAAAUGCUGCGCGAGUUGAAGUCCUAGAGCAUGCAGUCCGCAUACGUCACCCUCUUUGGCUAUCUGAGGGCAUCGAACGACACGAUCUUAAGACAAACCAACCGAGUGAUUAUGUGCACAUUGAAAACUACAUCCAAGAGCUUACCCUUCAUUUCACCAGCUUCUGGAAGCCAAUAAAAGGGCCAGUAUACGACUUUCCGCUCACGCUUUGCGACCGCCGUACAAUAGACUACGAAUCUCAGGCCACUGCAAUGGAUAUUGUUACUAACGUUUACGUCAACGAGAAUACUCGGCUAUACUUUAACGAGAAGCACAAAUGGUACUACUGGCACGGCUUGCAGGUCGACGAGGUAAUCGCCUUCAUACAGGCAGAUUCCCAAGCAGAGAAUCGAGCAGGUAUGAUGGACUUUACCCCUAUCGAGUAG
Molecule: messenger RNA, 783 nt
Organism: Penicillium macrosclerotiorum
Lineage: Eukaryota; Fungi; Ascomycota; Eurotiomycetes; Eurotiales; Aspergillaceae
Exons: 3
Coding region: 1-783 (260 amino acids)
Molecular function (GO): oxidoreductase activity
Source: RefSeq, a predicted model, not a curated record